AUGCUGGUGGAUGUGGGGCCGGUGACCACGGUGUCGAUGGCCCGUGGAUAUGGGGGUGGCGGUGCUACGGUAGACUGUGGUCCUGGCACGGCGGCCAUGGCUCCGAGGGGCUUGUCCGCCUCUAACCUGCCGCCUCUGGGUUUAGCGGUAGGGGAGCCCGUGCCCGACGACCGCUACCACGCCAUCUACUUUGCGAUGCUGCUGGCCGGCGUGGGCUUCCUGCUGCCCUACAACAGCUUCAUCACCGACGUGGAUUACCUGCACCACAAGUACCCAGGGACCUCAAUCGUGUUCGACAUGAGCCUCACCUACAUCCUGGUGGCGCUGGUGGCCGUGCUCCUGAACAACGUGCUGGUGGAGAGACUGAACCUUCACACCAGGAUUACCGCGGGCUACCUCUUGGCCUUGGGCCCCCUCCUCUUUAUCAGCAUCUGUGACGUGUGGCUGCAGCUCUUCUCUCACGACCAGGCUUACGCCAUCAACCUGGCCGCUGUGGGCACCGUGGCCUUAGGCUGCACAGUGCAGCAAUCCAGCUUCUAUGGCUACACGGGGAUGCUGCCCAAGAGGUACACGCAGGGCGUGAUGACCGGGGAGAGAAGCACUGGACAAGCAGAUCACUUCUGUAUAUUUUGCCACGGAGAUGAGCAAGGCACCUGCCGGAGCGGCACGGCGGGCGUCAUGGUGUCCCUGAGCCGCAUUCUCACCAAGCUGCUGCUGCCGGACGAGCGGGCCAGCACGCUCAUCUUCUUCCUGGUGUCCGCGGGCCUGGAGCUGCUCUGCUUCCUGCUUGCGGGCACACGCCUGGCAGACCCGCACCUGCGGUCCACGGGGCUCGCGGUGGCCGUGCCCUGGGCCCAGCAGCCCCCUGUGGAUGGGCGGUUUCCAGACCGUGCCGGGGGCCCCAAAAAACACGAAGAUGGAAACCCCCGAGCUGGGGUCUUCAGAGCUCCCCCCAAUUUUUCCGGCCUCGUUGAACCCAGGGAGCUAACACAACACGAAUACACCAGCAGCUUCCCGAGGUCCCGAGAGGUGCAUGCCCUGCUGCUGCACCGCUACGCCGUGGCCCGCGCCAUCUGGGCCGACAUGCUGUCCAUCGCCGUCACCUACUUCAUCACGCUGUGCCUGUUCCCGGGUCUCGAGUCCGAGGUCCGCCACUGCGUCUUGGGCGAGUGGCUGCCCAUCCUCAUCAUGGCCGUGUUCAACCUCUCCGACUUCGUGGGCAAGAUCCUGGCAGCUCUGCCCGUGGACUGGAGGGGCACCCACCUGCUGGCCUGCUCCUGCCUGCGUGUGGUCUUCAUCCCCCUCUUCAUCCUGUGCGUCUACCCCAGCGGCACGCCCGCCCUGCGCCACCCGGCCUGGCCCUGCGUCUUCUCUCUGCUCAUGGGCAUCAGCAACGGCUACUUUGGCAGCGUGCCCAUGAUCCUGGCGGCGGGCAAAGUGAGCCCCAAGCAGCGGGAGCUGGCGGGUCCAGUCUCGUCCGCAGGGAACACCAUGACCGUGUCCUACAUGACGGGGCUGACGCUGGGCUCCGCCGUGGCCUACUGCACCUACAGCCUCACCCGGGACGCCUACAGUACUUGCUUCCGCCCCUCCGCCAACACCUCCGCCCCCGCCGGCCUCUGA
Molecule: messenger RNA, 1623 nt
Organism: Puma concolor (puma)
Lineage: Eukaryota; Metazoa; Chordata; Mammalia; Carnivora; Felidae
Source: RefSeq, a predicted model, not a curated record